Molecule: messenger RNA, 495 nt
Organism: Notothenia coriiceps (black rockcod)
Lineage: Eukaryota; Metazoa; Chordata; Actinopteri; Perciformes; Nototheniidae
Product: N-acetylated-alpha-linked acidic dipeptidase-like protein
Exons: 3
Molecular function (GO): carboxypeptidase activity
Source: RefSeq, a predicted model, not a curated record
AUGAUAAAGCAGCUGUUGAUUGGGAUUGUGUGUAGUGCUGCCGUACUGACCUUCGGGAUCCUAAUUGGCCACUUUGGUAUCAAUAAGAGCAGCAACUCGGCACCGUCCUGGGUGAAGGAUGUGACCAAAGAUGUGGACGAGAGCUUCAUUAAGAAGUUCUUGUCUGAGGUGGACAACAUCCAGAUUCAAGAAAACCUUAGGGAGCUGACCAAAGUGCCCCAUAUGGCCACCACAGCCGGAGACGAGCAGACGGUGCAGUUCAUGCUAAAGAGAUGGCAGGACCCCGAAACGGGUCUGGACCAGGCCUGGAGAGAGGAGUACAUGGUCUACCUGUCCUUCCCCGACCCCGAGAACCCAAACAAGGUCACUGUAGUGAGCCCGUCGGAGACUGUGCUGUACGCUGCCAGAGAAAAGGAGAAGAGUUAUACUCCUGACCAAGAUGACCCUGAGGUGGUUCAGCCAUAUGCUGCGUACUCCCCUGCUGGACACCCGAAG